This is a messenger RNA of Folsomia candida, 2538 nucleotides long. Its product is annotated as gamma-aminobutyric acid receptor subunit beta. Bases 320 to 1519 code for a protein of 399 amino acids. The transcript is spliced from 12 exons. Gene Ontology annotation, biological process: chemical synaptic transmission; signal transduction; regulation of membrane potential. Gene Ontology annotation, cellular component: neuron projection; membrane; synapse. The record is from RefSeq and is a predicted model, not a curated record. Lineage: Eukaryota; Metazoa; Arthropoda; Collembola; Entomobryomorpha; Isotomidae. Gene Ontology annotation, molecular function: chloride channel activity; GABA-A receptor activity; neurotransmitter receptor activity.
GGAUCAGCGUCUCGUUGACACCAAUACUCCAAUUGGAAUUGCGAAUAAUAUUAAUUGGAUUUGCGAAUUGACUGUUUUUUGGCAGGUUUUCGUGUUUUGAUGUCAAUCGUAACCCUCGCAAGUUUACGUAUGUAAAGAGAUGGAUUGAAGAGGACGAUUUACAUAGUUCUUGUAAUUUCAACGUCCUUCAAGUGGCAGUCAACUUUAAGGAGUGAAAUAGUUCUGUGAUUUUCGUUAAAUUUUUCCAAUUGGGAUCAAGUUUCCUAAAUAUUUUUUAAAAUUAAAAAUCAAGUUUUUAUUUAAUACGAGUGAAAUAAAUAUGCGCAUUUUCUUGUUGUGGGGGACAUUCGUGAUUUUGUUCUUGGUCAAAUGUGAAGGACAAUUUCCUCCGCAGACUGGAAGGGUGACCACUGGCCAGCAAGUGACCGAUAUUCUCAAUAGCCUACUUGAAGGAUAUGAUAAACGAGUACGACCUAAUUAUGGAGGGGAGCCUGUCGAUGUGGGAGUUACCAUGUACGUAUUGGGCAUUUCAUCCCUCUCGGAAGUGCAAAUGGAUUUUACGACGGAAUUUUACUUCCGGCAAAUUUGGAACGACCCACGACUCAGCUUUAAAGGGGAGCCAGGAAUUAGAAGUAUAACUGCGGGAACCGAUUUCGUUCGAUCAGUUUGGGUUCCGGACACUUUUUUCGUUAAUGAAAAGAUGUCGUAUUUCCACACAGCUACCGCGCCCAACGAAUUGUUUCGCAUAUCCGAAUCCGGAGAUGUCGUGAGAUCAAUGAGAUUGACCGUAACAGCGUCGUGUCCCAUGGAUCUGAAAAACUUUCCAAUGGACACUCAGCUCUGCACAUUGGAAAUUGAGAGCUACGCCUUCAAGAUGUCGGAUAUUCGGUACAGUUGGGCGAAGGGCGUUGAUUCCGUUGGAGUAGCGGAAGAUGUUCCACUCCCUCAAUUUAAAAUUGUAGGACAUCGUCAACGAUCAUUUGAGAUAUCAUUGAGCUCUGGUAAUUAUUCCCGAUUGGCAUUGGAAAUCAAGUUUGAGAGAUGGCUGAGAUAUUACAUCUAUCCAGUUUAUUGUCCCGCCACGCUCAUUGUGUUGAUUUCUUUCGUGAGUUUCUGGAUCAAUAGGAACGCUACGACUGCUCGAGUUGCGUUGGGUAUUACGACGAUUUUGACCAUGACAACGUUGAUGUCUUCUGUGAACGCUGCUCUCCCAAAAGUUUCAUACAUCAAGAGUUUGGACGUUUUUCUGGGAACUUGUUUCGUAAUUACGCUUGCUGCUUUAUUGGAAUUUGUGACGGUCGGCUAUGUCGGAAAACAGAUCGAGAAGAGGAAAGAGGAAGAUGAUGCGGAAGGAGGAAAUGCAAAUGAGACCAAUGCAAAAAAAGUUGGGAAAUGGGGCGGCGUUGCACCGGCGGAUCUUGAUAGCCGUUUCUUCACUCGCUGGGACUUUGUUGACCGCGGCGCGCCCAUUCUUAGCCUUGGAUCUCUUCUGUUUUCCUUCGUCUCCUCGAUUUAUUGAGUCACGAAGCCACUUUGCAAUAGAGGAUCUGGUAUGGAUUCAGGGUCCUCUUGAUUCUUUUUGAAACCUUUCGACCGAUUUGAAGGAAACGCGCACUUUGUGUUGUUAUCCGAAAGCCAAAUUCGUGGCACUACUUCAAUUGUCCUGUCCACAGGAAACUCCACUACACAAAAUUUCUUUAACACUAUAUCUGUCAUUGAUAUAAUUACUUUUUUCAACUAAAUAAAUUGAUGUAAUCCGGUGUAAAUGUUGCUUCUGAGUGGCGGUGCGGUAGUGCGUGCUCACGAGAAAUCUACACUGAUACAGCGAUGAUUAUGUACUUAUAAUCACCACAGAUUAGCGGACGAUUUUUCGUUACUGAUUCGUUAGAGGGUAAUAGAGGAUUUAUCAACACUACUUCUUAGGUUGUAAAAGUGUGAGGAUUUUGUACCGAAAUUUGGGUGGCUGGUAGGUAAAGAUUUAUCAUCACUGAUUAGUUGUUGGAAUAUGCAUGAUUUUUCAGCGCCGUUUUUUGGACAUCAAAUGUGUAAGGAUUUUGCACCAGAAUUUUGGCGUUUUGUUGGUAACGAAUAAAAGACGCUUAACCAGUAUUGAGUGUCAACGGUAAACAUCCGUCGAAAUUUCCAUACCUAGUUAAUGCGUUAUCAUUAAGUCAAUUUAAGCGCUGAAAAUUCGGUACCCAAAGUUUGCCAUUUCCGUAUUUUUAUUUAAGCAACGAUUUUUCGUUUUCAUAUCAUUGCUACUUUCGUUACUCCAUCCUCACCUUUGGUAUCUCGGGAUUAUACCCGUCCGCAAAAAUUUGCUACCGAUAUGGCAAAACUUUAAUACUGAUCAAACUACACGGUAUUGUUUAUCAAUUCUGCCUUGGUGGAGUCAUGUAUGAAUUCCGUUGUAUUACUUUAAUACUACAUUUCUAAGAGUGUAUAAAACCAAAAUGUGUUUUGUGUUUUUAAGAUUUUUUUACUUGUACAAUUACAAAUAUAUUUUCAUAUUGAAACUUAAGUACAUACAUUUACUUU